GAACAGACUAUUUAUUUUCUGGCAAAAGUAUCGAUAUUUUGAUAUAUCGAUAUUUUUCGCCCAAUUCUAUUUACUAGAAUUGUUUCAUAUUUACUAAUAAGUCAAGGCGGAUGGUUCUGUGUAAUGUUGUGUAUAUCGUGUCAAACGCCGACUAAAAAGUACAAAUGUUCAAAAUGUUUAGUUCGAUAUUGCUCACUUCCUUGCUACAAAAAACAUCAGGACACGUGUGUUUCCAAGCAAUCCUUAAACAUUGAGACAUGUGAAGUCUAUAGCAUCAAUGAGCCUACUCUGCACGAGCCCUUCGGCACCGAGGAUACAGUGCCCCGGAGUAAACUGGAGCUUCUGAAACACUGCGAAACGCUCCACAAUUUACUCUACAAUUCGCAUCUUCGAAAUUUACUCACUGAAAUUGAUGUAGCUCCAGACGCUUGGAAAGCUAUGAAAGCAGCAAUGCAAGAACCACUAUUUCUAGAGUUCGCCGAUGAAUGUUUGGAAAUUAUUGAACCCAAUACUGACGAUUAUAAUUAAAAUAUAAAUUUGAUAGAUAAAUGUGCGUUCAGAAAUGCAUCUAGCCAUAGCAUCAGUCUCUUUUUUUUCAUAACUAUAAUUAAUAGAAAUGUCUUAUUCACGGAAGUUCCAAUUCGGCAUUUAACCGUAGUUGCGCAUAUUGGACAUUUCCACCAAUUAUAGUGUAGAAAUAAAAGACUAAUGCUUCGGCUUCAUGCAUUUCUGAACGCACCCAAACUAACCCAAUAUAAAUGUGAAACAACGCGAAUUUAAGAUAGUAUGAUUUUAGAUAGUAUGAUUAUUAUAAGUCAUCAUAAUCUCUUAUAAAA
This is a messenger RNA of Rhagoletis zephyria (snowberry fruit fly), 836 nucleotides long. Its product is annotated as zinc finger HIT domain-containing protein 3. Lineage: Eukaryota; Metazoa; Arthropoda; Insecta; Diptera; Tephritidae. The record is from RefSeq and is a predicted model, not a curated record. Gene Ontology annotation, molecular function: protein binding.